Cladocopium goreaui is the source of this 12309-nucleotide messenger RNA. The record is from the annotation of a GenBank genome assembly. NCBI's taxonomy places the organism in Eukaryota, Dinophyceae, Suessiales, Symbiodiniaceae.
AUGUCAGGAGGAGCGCCGCGACGCCGUUUUCGACCUCGUGGACGUGGUGCCGCAGCUGGGCGAGGGGGACAAGAACAUGGACCAGAGCCGGCUGCAGACAAUAACACUGAGUGGGACGACGCCGCGGACGAAACAUGGGAUCCUACAACCGAAGGGCACCAACAGAGCACCGGUGUGACCAGCAGCUACUAUGGAGCGAAUGAUGCCACAAGCUCCACUACACCAGCAGCUGGUGAACCUCAAGAUGAUGGUGGUGCACUGGAUGGCCCAUCAGAAACACCUGGUGGCGCGACCGCGAUGCCAACCGGAUGUGGGAACCCCAUGGAACCCAACAUGAGCCCAAUACCGAACGUAUGGUUUGGACCACCAGCCUCAGUUUGGAGCCACAUGCCUGGUGGAGGAUGCCCUGGACUAUAUGGCACAGCUCCCCCACAAGGUGCUUUACCUCCUGGAGGACUUCGAGGCCCAGUUCCAGUACCUGGCACUGCACAACAGCAAGCAUUCAAUGGCAUGGGAAUGGCUGGAUGCGGAAUGCCCUUUGCACCGUAUGGCUCAGUGCAUGGUCCUGGAUUUCCGCAUCCGAUGAUGACGUCACUACAACCUGAUCUACCUCAUCGAGCUCCCAUGAGCAGUGCUUAUAACGUACCUCGACCUUGUGCGGAUCUUCCUCACGGUCUUCCUGGUGGAUGUGGCCCUGGACCUCAACCUCAUCAAGUUCCUUCUGCAGUUUUCCAACAAGCUCCCAAUGGAAUGCCCGGCUUUGGGCAGAACUUGCAUGCUCCUGGCGCUGGCUCGGGUGGCAGUUCUCCACUGGCAGGCAUGACGCCUCCGGUCGCCGGCAGCCCUGAUAGGCUUGGACCACGUGCACAGCCUGGUGACCCUUGGAGCAACUACCGACCCACCGAGACCGUGACCAAUGCCAAGGAGUUCAGCCAAAGACUUCGGGAGGAGCGGCCAGGCUUCAAGCCGGUGACUUCGGCCUUCGAAGCUAUGGGCAAGACGACGCCUUCGUCGACAACACCUCAUGGUGCCAAUGUGACGAACGAGCAACUGCUGGCGAAGCUCGUUGAUGCGGUCUCUGGCGAUCGCAAGCUACCCAUUCCAACUUGGGACGGGACCCCAUCUGGACUACGUGGUUGGCUGCAACAACUGUCCUUUUGGGAGACGGAGUCGAACCUGCCCAAGGAGAAGUGGGGUGUGCGACUUUUCCAGUCCCUUUCUGGAGAGGCUCGCAAGAUCGCCGAGACGGUCAGCACGGAGGUCUUGCUCACCUCGGAUGGCUACAGCGCUGUGCUGACUUCGCUGAUGCAGAAGUUCCAGCCCUACUUGGACGCUGUUGGCCCGCUCUCCAUCGACACGUUCCUGUACUCAGGUGAGAGAGCUCCGAGGGAAACCUUCAACGCCUACUUGAGCCGCAGGUCCACCCAGAAGCAGGAGCUGGAGUCGCAGAUAGGUGCUGAAGUUCAUCCUUUAAUCGCUGGACGUGUGCUUCUUCGACAAGCUGGCCUGACCGAACAUCAACAACAACUUGUGGCCCUGAAGAACCACACCUUGCUCUCCUAUGACGAGGUUGCCAAGACCUUACAGCCGCUGGACAGGUUGGACACCUUAGCAAAGGCGGGUGCCUUGACGUCUGGAACGACAGGCAAGGUCUACUUGCAAGCCAAUGGAGACAACAGCGAGGAGGAAGAAGGCUAUGAUGAGGAGGCGGAAGAGGAAACAGAAACUGGAGACGAAGAUAGCGACUUCAUCCAGUUCGAAGACAAGGAGUACGACGAGAUGGAGGCGGUGUAUGUCCAGGCCUACAACGAUGUGAGAAAGGACUUGAGAUCCCGCCGCAAAGAGCGUGGCUUCGUCAAGCAUGGCCGACGAUCGCCUUCGGGAUCGAGCAGCCCAAAGAAAGGCCGUGGCAAGGGCCGUGGGAAAAAGGGAGACCGAAAAAGGUCGACUGGCAAGCAGCAGAAGGACGAGCCCUACAUCAGGGGAACGGAGUCAGAGCUGCUGGCACGCACCAGGUGCUUUUCGUGCCAGGAGUUGGGACACGUCAGUAGGAACUGUCCGCAUCGAUCUACAACGACGACAGCAACUCCGAAGAAGACCUUUGUGGCCGUGACUCCAACCGGCCAUAGCACGACAACGUCCUAUGCGGUCUUCAAGCACGAGUGCCAGUAUCCUCCAAAGGAAGAAGCUCUACUUCGUGCAGUAUAUGCAGGUGUGCAAGUCCGUGGAUUCGAGGCCGUGAUCGACACCGCAGCCGAGCAAUGCAUCAUCGGCAGUAAGGCCUUUGCAAGCCUUCAGGAAGAGCUGGCCUUGCUCAACCUUCGAGUGGUGCCCAUCAGGCAGCCUGCAGUUCCAUGUGCCGGCAUUGGAGGUCGUGCCAAACUGCAGGGACUCUACGAUGUUCCAACAUGCAUCGCUGGCCUGUUGGGUGUGCUGCGCUUCACUGUCAUCACGGACACCCUCAGCUUCGUGACGCCACCUCUGCUUGGAGUUUCCUAUUUGGAGGCGGUUGGAGCCAUCAUUGACUUGAGCACCAACCACUACAGCACUCCGGAUGGCCACACUGCCAACAUGCGAAGGUUGUCUUCUGGCCAUCGGGCCAUCCACAUGCUGGACUUCGACACCACGCCCUGGAAACUGCCACUACAACAUCAAGUUCGCGGCCACGAUCCUUUCCGACUUCCUGUUCCUCGUUCCUCGCACUAUUUUUCGGGAGGCAAUGGUGCUGAAGGUUUUGGAGAUUUGCACGUUUCGUGCGAAGCUGAUGCUGGAAGCCCCAUGGACGAGACCUUCUUCCAGACGUACUUGGAGUCGCAGGUUUUGCCCUUGGAGAACGGUGAGCUGACAGCGACACCAGUGGCAUCAGCGGCAUCGAGACCUGAUCGGUCGAGAUCUCCAACAAGAACCAAUGCUUCGGAACGCAACACCAUGGCCAAUGACGAGAACUACCAAGGACCCGGAACAGGAGCCACAACGACAAGACGUGUGACCUUUGACACAACGACUGCAGCUGGUGCCCCGGCAGAUGUUGCAUCUUCGGCGGCGCCUACAUCUCCCAUGACAUCCCCAGAACCUGCUGAAGAACCUGGAGCUGGUGGAGGAGCUUCUGCAACACCUACACCAACAGAUGCCAAUCUGCCAGAGACGCAGGAGGAAUGGCACGCAGAAGAGGCCCCAUCAAGCUUGUCCAAAGAGACAGAUCCACCUGUGGAUCCCUUUGACGAGGUGGGCAGCCCCGAGUUCGUCAUGCAUGACGGCCAGGCGCUGGACCCCAACGUGGAGACCAAGGUCUGGGUGAUCAAGACGAACAGCGACAAGGAGCUUUUGGCGACCUACGUGGGCUGGAGGAUUCGCAUUUUGGAUCCCUUCGAUGUUCCCCAAGCUCGCCGCUAUGACCUGACGGAACGCAGACAGGUGGUUGCCAAGUUUCCGCAGAAUGAGUCGCGGGUGGUGAGGGACUGCUGGCCCACCAACAUCAACCGCAUCAUGGAGAAGCCGUGGCAUGGCGACAUCACCUUCUACGAGUCGCAUGAGAAGGGCGACCCGUUCCGACCUUUUGGAACCUGGCUGGAUGCUCAGCCACGUGGAUAUCCGCGACCACCACCUGGACCACCGCCUGGGUUUGGUUCGACUUCAUCGUCUUCAAGACCUUCCGGCGCAAGUGGCAGCUCUGGUGGGGGCGCUGGACACUACACACACCAACACGGUGGACAUGCAGCUUCCGCGCAGCAAAACAGUGCGGCGCAGCUGAUGAUGAUUGAGUACAAGAUGGAUGCCACCGAUGGUGAUGGAAAUUGGCAUGAAAUUUGUGAGAUGGAUGCUGGUGAUGUUGAUGAACCACAUCGGCAUGAUUGCAAUGCAGUCGAAUCGUCAAGUCGUGGUGAAAGUUCAAAGGCAGGUGAGGUUUUCCAACUCAGCAUGCUGAAGAAUUGUUUGAGAAGAAGGAGACCUCUCUCCACUCGCAGCCCAAUUGCUCAACUCAUGAGCUGGACAUUUUCCAGAGCAGCCCAAACGUUCCUGCACCGUCUGCAACGUUGCAAUGGCGCCCAAGAAGAACCAGUCGAGCGCAGCUGCAAGCAGCCUUCAAGCCUCCAUCCUCUCCAUGAUGGCCAAGGAGGACAGGGGCGAGGAAUCGAGUCGAAAGCUUGGGACUCGGAAGUGCGAGACAGCUUGGUCUCGCGUGGUGAAAGCUAUGAUGCUGCUGAUCAACACGACUCGCUCGCAGAUGGUUCUGGACUACCUGCAGAAGAAGGGGGCGGUGUGCGACGAGGUGGACACCGAGAACGUUGGGGACAAGUUCAAGAAGGCGACCAAAGCCAAGGGCAAGGCGAACCAAACCGAGUGGAUCGCUCAGGGAAUUGGCAAGCCUCUGAAAAGGUCAACGGCACAAAAGUUUUGGGAGAAGGAGCCGGAGCAGUGCAACCACCCUGCAGAGUACCUACGCUGCAGAGCCAACCGGUUCGACCGCUGGUGGGUGUGCCUGACGUGCGGAUCCCGCUGGGAGAGGUUCGAUGUGGACCAUGCGGCAUCCUCGACAGCCACGGUGGUGCCAGAGACGCCGGACUCCCACAGCCUGAAAACCCUGGAGGGCACGUAUCCCCAGUUCUUGCCAGCUCCAAGAUCGAAGCCCGACCAAGGAGCAGUGACCCUGAAGGUGACCAACAUGGGAAAGAUCUCCAUGGUGGAUGGAGGCACUGGGUCAACUACAUCUCGGAGGUUGAAGACAAGCUCCCAGGAGACUGCUCGGGCACGAUCUACUUCCAAGGAGCGCCAGAUGACGGGACUACGUGCAAGUCAGGCUGCCAAAAGAGUGCCGACCUUCAACAUCGACCGCGAGGGCAGGAUGGAGCACUUGGAGGAAGCCUUCGGACCGACAGAGGUUCUCAUGAUCAGCGACGAGGAGAAGGAGUGGAGUGCCGACCCACCGCACGCAGACUAGUGCACAAGAAUCAGCUCGGUGGGAAGUGCGGCAAGGCUUUGGGGUCGCUUCCCAAGACCCAUUUCUCCAAGUUCAUGGUUUUCCUUUGCAUGAACUGCUGCCUGGCGCCCACUACAGUAUCAGCUUUUGGAUCCCCCGAUCUCAUUGCAUGGCACCACGACAAUGAAUUCAAGGUCGCAAAGACUGAAGAUGGUUUCACUGAGCCGGACAACUUCGACGGCGACUACAUGGCCUGCUACGUGUACGGCCACCUUGCGCAGCAUUUUGCAAGCGCACAAGCUGACGGCCGAGGCAAGCUGCACCAGAUGAACAAGGACUUGAACAGAAGACUGGUGAAAAGCUUGAGGGACUCUCCCAACAUCCUCGAGGUUUACUCGCCACCGAGGGUGACCAAGAAGGCCGAGAAGAAUGGUUUCACAGCUGGUGGAGCAUUGGACCUUUCAACUGGAUGGGACUUUUGCAAACCCUCUCAUCAGAAAGCUGCGCUAAGACUUGUCAACGAGUUGCAGCCCGUGCUUGUGGUCCUCUCUCCGCCUUGCACUACGUUUUCAGCACUACGAAACCUGAGCAACUUCAAACGUGACCAAGCCACAGUUGCUCAAGAAGAAGCAGAAGGCAGACUUCAUGUCCGCUUCAGCGUGCAGUUGGCACGCAUCCAACAUCGAGCUGGCCGAGGAUUUCUUUUCGAACAUCCGAGGAACGCUACCUCUUGGACGACCACAGAACUGCAACAACUACGACAAGAAGAUGGUGUCCACGCAGUUGCGGUGGACUUAUGCAGAUUUGGUCUGAAGACGUCCAAAGGAGCCCCAGCUUUGAAGCCGACGCUUCUGCUUACCAACAUCGAGGAGCUUGCGAUAGUCCUACAUCGAAGAUGUGAGGGGUUCCACAAGAGCCAUCAACCACUUCUUGCAGGAGAAGCGGCGUUGGCCGCAAAAUACACACCAGCCUUCGUGGAUGCGAUCCUUCGUGGACUUCGCCAACAUGUUCAAUCUUGGGUGAAGGCUCACAAUUCCAGUUCCGACUACUGGGAGGUGAAGGACGAGGAGGUCAUUCGACAUCAUCGAGUUCCACGAAGAGCCCUCUUUUCUCCUACGGGUGUUGCUGGCUGCCCACUGGAACUUAGCAAGCUCUCAUCCAGUCGCACUACAGUCAUGAAGUUCGACAAGGGCCCGGUGCAGACCUUCAACGACAAUUGGCGAACCACUGCGUUGCCCCGUCAAACCAUGACGACUUUGUGGACAGGAACCACAACCUUUCCUGUUCAAGAUCCAAUUCUACUCCCACACGAUUGGCAAGAAGCUGCAAACUUCAUCGUUCGAGCAGCUGCACAUCCCAUUCACUCCUACAUCACCGAGGAGACAGCCGUGCAAAUGGAAUGGACAACAGCGUUUCCAUCCCACAGAAUUUUGGGAGGCGCGCCUUCUACGCCUUCAAGCACUGCUGGACCCCCCCAGUUCAACCGUUUUGCUGGGAUGGAUGGUGAUGACCUCGACGUCAACAUGCUGGACGACUUGGGAGUGAAUGCACCAGAUGAGACAUCAGAAAGUAAGGCAAAACAUGCCCUACGAGCCUUGGACCUGAGCAAGCCUGCGACGGACAACAUCCUUCAUCCUGAAAUGCGCAGGGAGCUCUUCAAGAUCCAUCGCAAUUUGGGACAUCCUUCACUACAAGUGUUUGUGAGAGCCCUGAAGCAUGCCGGUGUCAAGAACGAGGUGUUACAGUGGACCAAGAAUCACUUCAAGUGCCCACUUUGUGAAAGGAAGCAACAACCCUCUUCGCACCGCCCUGUGAAACUUCAGCGUGCCAUGAACUUCAACGAGGUGGUCGGUGUGGACCUGAUCCAGAUCAACGUGCCGGAGAUCGGAGACUAUUGGAUGCUGAACUGCUUGUGUUGGGGAACCGACAUGCAGAUCGUGGAGAUCGUCAAGGACAAGCAGGCCAGCACCGUCUUGGAGACCUUCUGCCGUGCCUGGAUCGCCCACUAUGGCCCACCUGCACUGGUCGUUGCAGACCAGGGAAGAGAGUUCAUUGGCCACCAGUUCACAGACUACGUGGGACAUAUGGGAGUGCCGGUGCACUUCAUCAACGCACGGAGUCCUUGGGAGAACGGGCGCACCGAGCGCGCCGGUGGCAUCUUCAAAACGAGACUUGAAGGAGCUCUCCAUGAAGUUGGUGCCACCACUGAAGAGGAGCUGAAGCUGACCAUCCAGGAGGUUGUCACCGCGCACAACCGCUUCUACAACAGGACGGGCUUCACACCCUACCAACGAGCCUUUGGCACCUUGCCGAGGAUGCCCGCUUCGCUUCUUUCCGACGACCGCAUUGACAAGCAGCUGAUGUUGGAAGGAGCUGGCGAUUCAAUGAAGCGUGCAUGGGCUAUCCGAGAAGCCGCAUCCAAAGCAUGGCUUCGUUGGCAAGAUGAUGAAUCAGUCCGCAGAGCCGUGUCAACAAGGACAAGGACUUCGGACACCAAAGACUUCAAGGUCGGGGAAUUGGUCUACGUUUGGAGGAAUGUUCCUGGCUUCAAGGGAUGGACCGGUCCAGGUUCAAUUGUGGCAUUGAAGGGUGAAACCGCCUGGGUUUCCAUGAGAGGCUUCCUCAUGAAGGUCGCGAUUGCGCAGACCCGGAGAGCCACUUCGGAGGAAAGCCUUGGAGCAGAGCUUGUUCGGCACUUGUCCGAACAGAUGCUGGAAGACCUGGAGUCCAAUGCGGUGAAGUACUACAGAGAUGUGGAAGGAGAAGGUCCUCCAGACGAUGGCAGCGAAGGCGGCGGAUACUCACCUUCUCUGGGUCCAGAGGAGGAAGAGCCGCUACUCGGUGGAGAUUCACCUCUCGAGGCAGAACCAUCGCCUUUAGCUCCCAUCGCUGAGGAACCAGAUGCUCCUAUGGAUGAAGUUCCACAAGAUCAAGUUCAACCAGCCGCUGAUGAUGGACGUUCAGAGAUCAGCACAGCAGAGCCUUCUAUGGGUCAUGCUCCAUCAGAUGGCGCCUCACUACCCUUCAGCCGCAUGGGUACGGAGAACACACUUCCGGACCGACGCUUGACAUUGAGUGGAGUCCGAGUUGAUGAAGGCCGUGGAGGAACGCUUGGUUUUGGCCCCAUCCGAGAAGGACCACCCACAUCCUCUACUGCGAUGCCCUAUCCAAGCCCUCCUCAAGGAGUACCUUCCUGGCCGAGACCUUCACACAGCUUGUACUUUGAGGUGUCUGCAGAACCCUCUACCCAGACACCACGCUGGACUUUGGAUCGACCCACUGGCAAGUAUACCAUGAACCCUCCAGACACGUCCAAGUUCAACGCCAAGGAAGCUGAAGCCGUGUACAACGAGAGGGACCAGUGCAUGUACCUCACCAAGUCCAAGGCAAAGACAUCACCUGGCCAAGUCGAGUUUCGACACUUGCCAGAGAAGUACAAGAACAUCUUCCGGAAGUCUCGUGCCAAGGAAGUUGCCUCAUUGCUGAACUCGGGAGCCAUUCAAAUCCUGAGCGUCGAGGAGUCCCGGAAGUUUGCCAAGGAACACCCUGACCACGUGCUCACCAGCCGCUAUGUGGACCGCUGGAAGCCUACGGAUGCAUUUGGAGUCUUGCCGGAGGAGUACGAGCAACCCGACUUCCUCCCGGAGAAUCACAGUGGCCUGGCGCCGAAAUCUCGUUGGUGUGUGGUUGGUUGGAAGGACCCGCACAUUCACCAGAUCGAGCGUGCCGCGCCUACACCUUUGACUUCAUCUAUGUAUCUGGCUUUGCAACUGGCAGCAAGUCGCAAAUGGGUGGCUUUUGGAAAGGAUGCCAAGACAGCCUUUUUGCAGUCUCGACCAACUACAAGAGUGCAGAAGUUAGCCUGCAAGAUGCCAGCCGACGAAGCCUUCGAAGGAUACAGUCCUGAACAACUGAUCCUCCUUCUUACGGAAGUUUACGGCUUGGUAUCAGGCCCAGCUUGGUGGAGAAGAUCCCUACUCGAGCUGUUGGUCAAGGAGCUCAAGUACCGAGUGUGCGUCUACGACAGGUGCAUUCUGACCUUGGAUGGGCCCCUUGAUCCGAAGAACUCCGAUGCUCCAGUUAAAACCAGAGGAUUCAUCGUCCUGGAGGUCGACGACCUGUUGGAAGCGGGCGAUGAGGAGCACCGAAAGAAGAUGGAGUGGCUCGAGAAGAGACUGAAGUUUGGGAAGAUCGUCAACUUGCAGGAGACCGAGAAUGGCGGUGGAAGUGGAUACGCUGGAAGGCGAAUCAAGCAACUGCCUGAUUUCAGCUUCACCUACAGCAUGGACGACUAUGUGGCCAACAGGCUUCACGCCAUUAAGGUUCACCGCAAGGUCUUGAAGAAGGACGCAGCCAACAUCAAGCUCAAUGAGGACGAGAUCUCUCAGCUCAGGGGAACGAUAGCAGCCAUCAACUGGUCGGCACGUGAAGGACGCCCUGACGGCUCCGCAAGUGCUUCGAUUUUAUCUGGAUGCUUCCCCGAGCCCACUAUGAAGAACCUCUUCGAGUGCAACCAGGUCGUGGAGCUUCUAAAGAGCCGCAAGGUGACCAUUCGAAUCUUUUCCAUUGCGGAGGACCAGAUCCGGCACCUGCUCAUCGCGGACUCUUCCUUCGAUCCGACUGGGAAGACAAAGCCCCAGCAUGGAUGGAUCCAGGGUAUCACCACGCCGCAACUUAACCGUGGUGAGAAAGCCCCUGUGAGUUUGAUCGCAUGGCGAUCAAAGAAGUUGCGCCGUAAGGCGGGAAGCACCACGCUCUGUGAGAGCAUUUCGCUUUCAACAGCGUUGGCAGCGAUGGAGAAGCAAGUUGCCACCUUCCAGAGUUUCCAGUUUUCGAGGUUCGACCCGAAGAGCAUCACCAACGACAUCGAGAUCGAAAUGGGUCUUCGUGGACCACCAACGGUGAUCGCUUCUGAGGAUCCGAAGUUUGUGGACCCGCUGACGGUGGCCCUGAUCGAUGCCAAGAGUGUCUUCGAUUCGACCUCGAGCCCAGAACGCCAAUUUCAGGGAGAAGAUGACCGAGCAGCCUUGGAGUCAGCCAUCAUCCAAGAAAGUCUCGCGAAGUUGAAGGCCAGACUACGGUGGAUUCCGCACAAUUUCAAUCCGAGUGACGCCCUCACCAAGCUGCCACAACAGGCUCAUAUGCAACCUCUAUAUGAUCUACUAUGUCAACAGGCGAUGGUGAUCCAGAAAGAGGAGGACGAGCUCGCAGCUGGGCGACAAGGCCUUGAGCUAGGCUCAGGUGCGCAAAAGGGUGAAGCCUCCAGUGGGUUCAGGUACGGCUGUCAUCCAAAGAGCCAAAUCUUCAAGGAUGAGAGAGCCCGUGAAAAGUACAGGAUUCGUGUCAAGGCGAUGACCGAGGAGAAGGGUGCUGAGUUCAUUGACUAUGACUGCGAUCAGGGCGUUUGGCAAUUCCGAGUGUACUUGAGCUCAGUUGUGGAAGAGAUUGCAGCCGCAGGUGGAAAGGUCAAAGUUUUCCAGGCACCAUUGGUUUUCAUUUUUGCGAACCAGUCUGCUCAGCCUGCUUGCGGCAGCUUGUUUCACCUGCAGGAUUUGCAGGAAGGAUUUGCAGCAAGUGCUUCGGAUGAAGAGGUUGUCAGAGCAGCAGGCGAAAUUUUGCAAGCUGCAGAGCAGAUCUUUGCUGAGGCCUGCUUGAAGAAGUCAAAUUUUGUGAAGGUGGGCACCUUCCACCCUGAUGCGCGAGGUGUCAAUGUCCUCGUCAAGGUUCUAGAAGAGCCCAAAGCUGUCGAGAGAGACGCCAGAUUCUUCGAGGUGCUUUGUGGAGAUGAGACUGCACAGGUGGUUCUUUCGCUGAAGGAAGUGCAGUUGACAGACAUUUUCAAGCCCGGACAGGUUUUGGCUGCACGAAAUUCCUCCAUAAUGAUGGUGGAGGUGCUGAAUGCCAGAUGUCAACCAGUGGCUAAGUGGUGGUUGGAAAUCUCAGAAUUCCCCUUUGAGGCAAUGAUCACUACACGGCAUAUCCUCAUAACAAAGCACCAAGCCAGACCACCACUGAACCAUUUGGACCAUUGGGACAUGUUGAGGGGCCCAUUGGUCGAUUCCUACGGGAUACGUGAAGCAGAGCUGUUCAACGUGGCGCAUCGGAGGGCUUCAUGUACCAGCUUGCCGCGCCAUAAAGAUUCCGCUGCAGCGCAAUGGGCUUCUUCGGUGCUUGACAAGUGGAUGGGACCGCGUUCUGAAUCCUCAAGUCUCUCAUGGAAGAAGUUCGAAGUGGAGCUUGUGGAUGAUUUUCUCGGUAUGGUUGGUGUGAUUUAUGCUAUCGUGAUCAUGGGCUUCAGAGCCUUGCAGCGGGGAAGUUUGUCACCUUGUAGACAGGUCUUCGAAGGAGACCGCACGAAGUCGAGUUCAGUCCACGGCACUUAUGCGCCAAAUCGGACAACGGAUUUCCUCGUGAGUUCUCCAAUCAUCGGUCAUGCACGACCCUUCCGGUUUGAGACGCCCAAGAGACCCUAUUAUGACUCCUCAUCUGUAGGGAAUGCUUAUGACGAGUGGGCUCGCGAUGGGGUCUUGGAGCACUACUGGGGAGAGCACAUCCACAUGGGCUCCUACAAUCCCAUGGAUACACAAAGUGGCUAUAGGAAGAAGGAUCCCUUUGUCCUGGCACUGUUUCGUGCGACCUUGGGCCGUCUGAAAAACUUCAAAGAGGCCAAGAUUGACUUUGUGCAUGAAAUGAUCGACUUCAGCCGUGCAAAAGAUCCCAAGAAGAUCCUCGAUGUUGGGUGUGGAAUUGGUGGCACGUCAAGGAUUCUCGCCAAGCGAUUCCCUGAUGCAGAGGUUGUAGGCAUCACACUCUCACCGGAGCAGGCUCAACGAGCUGGUCGCUUGGCAGAGGAGGCUGGCUUGAAGAACGUCCGCUUCCAGGUGAUGGAUGCUCUCAACAUGGAGUUCGAAAGCAACACCUUCGAUCUCGUGUGGGGCUGUGAGUCCGGUGAGCACAUGCCUGACAAGAAAAGGUAUGUGGAGGAGAUGUCACGUGUCUUGAAGCCCAAAGGAAACAUGGUCGUAGCAACCUGGUGUGAACGAGAUCCAGUUCCCAUCUUUACUGCUGAAGAGCGGAAGACAUUGAACUUCUUGUAUGCGGAGUGGUCCCACCCCUUUUUCAUAUCGCUUGGCAAGUACAAGGAGUAUCUGGAUGGUACUGGGCUUCUGGAACAGGUUGAGACUGCUGACUGGACAGAUCAGACCUUGCCAUCAUGGCGGCAUUCCGUUUGGGUAGGUGUUUGGUCCCCUUGGUACUGGAUCAAGGUGACCCUGAGGAAACCAGCGGCAUUUCUCGGUUUCCUCCGCGAGGUGUACACCCUGGAGAAGUACCACAAAUCCAUGGUUGACGGGCUCAUGGUCUACGGCAUGAUGCGGGCCAUCAAGAAAUGA